UAUAAAUACAAUUUUAUAAAUAAGAAGCACAAAUGAAACCAGUGAGUUCAAAAUAUCAAAUACAAAUUUAAAAAAAGUUACAAACAAUUAAAAAUUCAUAAUCAAAAAACAAAUCGAAGAUAAACUACCUCAAGAGCAGUGAGCGAGUGUACAAAAAAAAAAAGAAAAAGAAAAACAGUUAAAGAACUAUACAAAGUUAAAGGAACCCCCCUUCUCCUUAACUCCCCCCUUUGAAGUAGUUCCCCUCUCCAACCCAAAAAGCGAGCAGCGCAGCAAGCCAAAGAGCUGCGCAGCCAUGCAAGUGUUCGGACUUAAAUGGCGUCUUCAAUAAUCGCACAGAGCAGCACCGGCGGUCCCGUCGAUCCCACAGCAGCAGCAACCAGCAGCAGCAACAGCAGCAGCAGCAACCUGUUGCCAGCAAUCUCAGCAACUGUUGCAUCCGCAGCUGCCGAUCUGCAUAAUACGCAUCUCAAUCAGCUGAGCAGCUUGAGUCAACAUUAUACGACGCCGUAUCAUCAUCAUCAUCCGCAUCCACAUCAUCAUCACCAACAGCACUACCAACAGCAGCAGCAGCAACAUCUGCAACAGCAGCAACAACAACACUAUCAGCAAACUCCUUUGGCGGAGCAGCAGCAACAACAUUGGGAUUACUAUGCACGCCAGCAACCAGCGGCAGCAACCACCACGAAUGGCAAUGCCAGCAACCAUGUUGCAACUCCUUUGGGCAGCAGCAGCAGCAACACUGCAAAUGGCAAUGCGGCCAGCCUCAGCAAUGGCCACAGUCAUGCUCACAGCAACAGUCACAGCUUGGCUCACAGCCAACAACAACAACAACAUGAUGAACAUGCCGUUGCUGCUGCCACCGCCGCCGCCACAGCAGCAGCAGCAGUAAGCACCAGCAACAGCAACAACAAUACGAACAGCACUAACAACAACUCGAAUCCAAACUCGAAUUCGAAUUCCAAUUCCAACGGCAGCUACACACGUCCCUGGGAAAUGGAGUCCAAGGAUCAGCAGCCACCAACUGCACAGCAGCAACAACAACAGCAGCAACAACAGCAGCCGAAGAGCGGCUUCGAACCCUUCUCGAAGUUGCCCUCAUUCCAGAGUCAAUUCCACGGCUACAACGAGCAACUGUUGCCCGAUGGCACACCGAUGCCGUUGCCCACAGCAGCCGCUGCCCAAGCAGCAGCAGCCGCAGCAGCAGCCGCUGCACAAGCAGCCAACACAGGAGCAACAUCUCUGCAAACUGUGGCCAUGUCUCCAGCGAGCAUCUCCGUGAGUUCGCCUGGAAUGAUGAGCGUGGGAUCGCCGCUCACUCAACUUCCAGGCAUGCAGACGAGCAUCACGCCCCCCUCGGGCAGUUUCACGCCCUUGGGCGCGCCUCCGCCGCCGCCGAAUGCAUUUCAUCACAUGCACUCGCAUCAUCGCGGCGCUGCAGCCGCUGGUUAUCCUUUGAUGCCGGCUGCAGCAGCAGCCACAGCCGCAUUUGGGGAUCUUCAGUUGUAUCAACCGUUGACGCCAGGCUUUGCUCCGCUGGUGAAGAAGGAGACAGCAGCUGGAGGGGAUUACGAUAUGCUAACGGGCAGCAUGCUGCUCAAGAAGGAGGACUUUGAUCUCAGCAACAAUGGCAACAACACGUUGCAGCAGCAACAUCACCAGCAACAACAACAUCAUCAACAGCAGCAGCAGCAACACUUGCAACAACAGCAGCUGCAUCAGCAACAUGGCCUCGGACUGGGCGUGGCUGUGGGCAUGCAUACGCCCAGUUCGUAUGACGGCAACAACAGCAACAGCUUUCCGCAUGCGGCCAGCAGCAGCGGCAGCCACACGCCCCAUACAACACAACCGCACACGCCAACGCCGAGCACAACAUCAACAACCACAGCGGCGGCAGCAACCACAACGCCCCUCAAGGUGGAGAAGUUGCUGCAAUCGCCCAUUGCAAGGCUGGACGCCAGGAAAAAGGAACGACGGAAACAACGUCCGAAUUCAUUGGAAUCGAGUGCUGAGAGCGAGGCAAGUGGAAUGGAUGUGGAUCCCAGUGGCGGGAAUCCGGGGCAAGUGGAUGCUGUAUCGAGUACGGCGAACUUUAAGAGUCCGUUGAGUGCUCUGGGCAUGGGCGAUAGCAACGAUGCAACGAAUGCGAAUGGAUGCGAUAAGCAGGAACACCCGACCAUAACCUACCCACAACAACAACACCUUGACUACCAUGAACUAUUAUCCAAUCACAAUCACCAACACAAUCACAACUCCAAUCACAACACCAACACCAACUCCUUCUCUUCUGCUUGUUCCGCCUCUGUAUUGCAGUCGAAGAAGAAGAGGAAACGCUGCGGCGAAUGCGUCGGAUGCCAACGCAAGGAUAACUGCGGCGAAUGCGCUCCAUGCCGCAACGACAAGAGUCAUCAGAUCUGCAAGCAACGUCGCUGCGAGAAGCUCACCGAGAAGAAGGAACCCAAAGCCAAACCCAUCAUUUAUGGUGCCGACGGCCAACCCGUUCGUCCAGAUGCGAAGCGUGGACGCGGCAAGGGCAAGUCAAGUGGCGCCAAUGCCACCGCGAAUGCCACCGCAGUUGCCGCUGGCAAUGGAACACCAACAACUGGGUCACGCGCCCGCAAAACCUCCACCAAAGCAAAUAAACUGAAUGCAGCCGCUGCCGCCGCAUCAGCAACAUCGCCACGUCUAAGUCCAGUGCCUGCAGCAACACACUUGCCGCAGCAAUCGCCAAAUACAACAACUGCAGCAGCAACAGCAGCCGGUGCCAGCUUGCAACAGCAGCAACAGUAUCAGCAGCAGCAACACUUGCAACAGCAAUUGUUGUCACAUCAGCAGCAGCAGCAACAGCAGCAAGUGCAACAGCAGCAACACUAUCAGCAGCCGCAGCAACACUUUCAACAGCAGCAGCACUUGCAACAGCAGCAGCAGCAACACCAGCAGCAGCACGCACAGCAGCAACAGCAACAGCAACAACAUUUGCAUCAGCAACAGCAUCAAAUAACCGCACAAAUACAAACCAUGAAGGAUCAACCACAACAACCCAUGGCACCCAUGGCCUUCUAUCCCACAUGGCAGGCGGAUCCAUCGCAGGGCUGGCAGAACCAGUUCAUACAGCAAAUACCACAGAAUACUCCAGCCUCACUCACAUCGCUCAACUCAUUGGAUUUCCAGACACAGUCCUACGCCUAUCCAUCAAAUGGCUACGUGCAGACCGGUCUCGGCUUCGAUCCCAACUACGGCCGUUCACCGUACGGUGCGCCCGUCCAGCGCUACGACUUCCAGAGCCAACAGCUCUCGAGUGCGCCCAUCAAUCAGGUGGGACUGCAGAGUGUGGCCGCUGGCUUUGCGCCCGGCGGCGUUAGCUAUGCCGGACAAGUGUCGACGGCGCCGGCGCCACCAGCCGUUGGCCUGCAGCAGCAGCAGCAACAACAGCAGCAGCAGCAGCAACAGCAUCUCGGUGGUGAUCUGGGCAAGAGCAUGUCGGGAAACGACACGCCUGGAUAUCCGCGGGUGAGCAGCGUGCCGCCGCGCUCACUCAACUGUAACGGGUAUCCAGGCGACUACAGCGGUUCUCAGCAACAACAGCAACAACAACAAUCACAACAACAACAACAGACAGCGUCGGCAGCAGCCAGUGUUGCUGCCACGCCCACAGCAGUGCCAGCUGCCAAUGCAGUGCAGCAAGUUGUGGCACAACCAGCCAGCUCUCCCAUGCAGCCGCAGACGGUGCCUCAAUCGCCCACACGCAGUCUCAUCCAACAGCAGCAACAACAGCAGCAACAGCAGCCACGCCUUGUUUCGCAAUCGCCCAGCCAGGUGCCGCCCUCGCCCAAUGGCAACGGGCUGCAACCGUAUGGAAGCAGCGUGCAACAAACGCAUCCUCACUUGGGUUCGCCGCCCAUGCAAGACUGGAACUGGAGCAAUCAGCAGCAACAGCAACAGCAGCAGCAACAUGCGCCCACGGCAGCACAGCAGCAGCAACAGCAACUCAGCAGUGAUGGCUAUGCGUCACAGGGUCAGGGACAGGGCGAACGCUUGCAUCUGAAUACGCGCAUCAAGUCGAUGAUAAUGCGCAAGAGCGAUUCGAAGGAUGCACCACCCGAUAUACAGGGGCUGCAGGGACAGGCGACAGCGCCAUCUGUCGCCCAGCAGCAGCAACAACAGCAGACCGGUCAUUUUUUAUCGUAUAGCCACCAUCUCCGGCCCGAGACGGCGCUGAGCGCCAAUGGGUCGAGCAGCGUCACGCCCACGGGCGCUUUGGGCGUUGCCGAACCCAUCGGAGGUGGUGGCGAUCAAAUCUGGAAGCCGCAUCACGCCAACUCAUUUAAGAAACCGAGUAUCGUUGGCAACAGCGGCUACGCGAGCAAUGACCAUCAGUUGCAGCUGCAGCUGCAACAACACCAGCCCGGACAACACACAACCAUCAGCCAUGUGCCCGAGGUGCCGCCCCAAGCCACAGCCAUGCCAGCCAUGCCCAUCCAGCCACAGCCACAGCCUCCUGUGCAGCCGCAGCCGAAGAAGUCGCGCAGUCGCAGCAAGGCAAGUCGUGCAGCAGCCGCUGCAGCCGAAGCUGCUGCCGCUGAGAUCGAAAGGGAUCGCAAUGCCAAUGACCCGGGUGGCGGUGGCGGUGUCGGAGGAGGAGGAGGAGGACUUAAGGCGCUUGGCGCUCACUAUCCACCGCCUCCGGGCAGCACUCAGGACUAUCAUCAUGGGCAGUACAUCAAGACGGAGCCGGGACUCUUGCCACCGGGUGCCCCGCCAGGCGGCCAGCCCAAUAAAAUGGAGGGCUACGAACGCAACUACCAAAACUUCAUACAGUAUGCGGACUUUUGCCAGAACGACGGCCAGGGACAACCGGUGCAGCAGCAUCAGCAGGACUAUGCCGGCUAUCAUCACAAUUCGGCAUAUUACGGCGCCGGAGCGGGCAGCUUUCAACAGAACUUCCAGCAGAGCUUUGUGCCCGGCUAUCAGGCAGCGGCCGCGUACGGAAGUCGCGGCAAGCCUCCGUCGAAUGCGGCGCAUCAUGGCGCCCACGGACAUGGGCAUGGCAAUAGUAUGUUAGAGCUGGAUCGCAAGCCGGACACCAAUAGCAUCAUACCACUGCCCACCAACUAUGAGAAGGAUAUACCAGCGCACGCAUAUCCCAUUCCGGCGCAUCGUUAUGCUCUUGGGCAUGGCGCACCGCCGCCGCCUCAUCUCAGCCAUCACGGCAUGCUCGAGCCGAAGAUCGAGGAUAUGGGCAUGCUGGGACACGGCCACGGGCAUGGCUAUGCCUAUCUGGGCGAUGGGAAGCCCCUCAACAAUGGCUUCUCCUGCUGUCGUCAGGGAGGCACGAGACCGCCCACGGCGGAACAUCUCAAGGAUGGCACCUGCCUCGGUCUGGGCAUUCAGCCGAAGGAGGAGCUGCUUGACGAGGAGGAAAUGGCUGAGGCGCAUAAUGGCGUCAAGGCCAAGUCAAAGAAACAAAAACCGGACGAAAUACCCGAGAUUGUUGUGAAGCAUGAGAAAAUCAAUCCCAUGUAUGAUACAACGGAUCGCCUGGAGAAGGGCAACAAGACGGAAAUACCCGAGUGCGAGUGCUUCCAAUCCGACAAGAAUCCGCCCGAACCGGGCACUUACUAUACACAUCUGGGCACUGCAUCCACGUUGAUGGAGCUGCGUCGCGAGUUUGAGGAUCGUUGCCAGCUGACGGGACGUCAGUUGCGCAUCGAGAAGAUCGUUUAUACGGGCAAGGAGGGCAAGACCUCGCAAGGUUGUCCCGUAGCCAAAUGGGUGAUCCGACGCGCAGAUCCCGAGGAGAAGAUCCUGGUGGUGGUCAAGAAGCGACCCGGUCACAGAUGCAUUGCUGCGUACAUUGUGGUGUGCAUGGUGGCCUGGGAUGGCAUGCCACGCUUAGAAGCGGACAAUGCCUACAAGAACUUGAUACCGAAGCUCAACAAAUACGGCCUGCCGACGACGCGCCGCUGUGCCACCAAUGAGAAUCGCACCUGUGCCUGCCAAGGUCUGGAUCCAGAGACGUCAGGCGCCUCAUACAGCUUUGGCUGCAGCUGGUCCAUGUACUACAAUGGCUGCAAGUAUGCGCGCUCCAAGACCGUGCGCAAAUUCCGACUGUCGGUCAAGAGCGAGGAGGCGGCAAUUGAGGAUCACAUGAAUCUGAUUGCCACACUCCUGGCGCCAGUCUUCAAACAGGUCUGCCCGCGUUCCUAUGAUAAUCAAACCAAGUACGAGCACGAAGCAUCCGAUUGCCGACUCGGUUUAGAGCCAGGCAAACCCUUCUCGGGUGUGACAGCCUGCCUGGACUUUUGUGCGCAUUCGCAUCGCGAUCUGCACAACAUGCAGGACGGUUGCACGGUGCAUGUGGCACUGCUGAAGCCGAACAAUCGCGACAGUCGCCUGCCCGACGACGAGCAGUUCCACGUCCUGCCUCUGUACACCAUGGAUGGCACGGAUGAGUUCGAGAGCGUCGAGGGGCAGCGCGACAAGCAUCGCACCGGCGCUGUGCAAAUGCUGGACAAAUUCCCCUGCGAAGUACGUGUGCGUUCCACACCGCUGAUACCUUGUCGCCGACACGGCAAGAAGCGCAAAGAAGACGAGUCUGCGACGCCGGAUGGCGAGCAAGAUGCCGCCGCCGAUGGCAGCAGUCAGAGCUCCAGCAAUGGAGCUCAACAACCCCAGCAGAGCAGUCCGCCCGCCCUGACAACCGCCGCCACGGCGCACAUCAAAAAGGAGAACGGCGCCAGCAAUGGCAACAGCAGCAGCAACAACAGCAGCAGCGGCAGCAACAACAGCAAGUCAAAGUCCAAGUCGAAGUCAAACAACUCCAGCGCCUCAACGCCCGGCUCAGCGCCGCCAACGACGCCCUCGCCUCGCUGCCAAACUCCAGUGACGAACAAUCCCAGUCCGGCGGGCAGCGCGUUCAGCACGCCGCCCGUCAAUCAGCACUCCGCGGGCAACCCGAAUGCCAACAGCAAUGCAACAACAGCGGGAGGCGUGGCACCGCCUGGCGGUCAACCCAAUCAGCUAAUGAGCUCGAACUCGAGCCUGAUGAACAUGGCCACCAUGAUCGACACCUUCACCGAUGCCCAGCUGCAAUCGAAUCAGAUCUCGAGCACAGUGCUCGACUCGCCGUAUUCCUAUGACUAUCAGACGGGUUCGUACAUCGACUCGCGCAACUACUACGGCAACUGGCCGCCACAUGCCAUGGGAAUGUCCGCCGGAAGCGCUGCGUUGACGCCCACGACGCCGACGGCGCCGCUGGUGCAGCAUACGCACACUGUGACACCGCCAACGGCAGCAGCAGGAGGCGUCACAGCAGCAACAGGUAUUGCAGCAACAGUUGCACCCACGGCAGUGGCUGCCACGGCGUUGCCAGCAACCACUCCGGUGACGCCAACGCCGGCGCAACACGAUGCGAGCAAUGGUUACACUCCGAGCUACAACAAUCUGACAUCGCCAGCGCUGGGACAACAGCAACAACAGCAGCAACAACAACAGCAGCAGCAACAGCAACAGGUGCAACAUCAGCAGCAACAAGUGCAGCAGCAGCAACAGCAGCAGCAGCAACAACAGCAGCAGAGUGGUGUCGAUGUCACGGCCGUUGUGAGUGGUGAGCUGAAGAGUCGCGUCAGCGAGGAGAAUCCCGACUCGACAACGUUGGUGAAUCACUCCCUAGCCGAGAGUAAGUUAACCGCCUUGACAGCCAUGCAACCCAUGACUAAUCUAGCACCACCACUUCAUCACCACCACCUCAACCACCACCAACCACCACCAUCACACCAUUUCCAUGCCACACCACCAACAACUCUACAACCACCACCACCACCACACCAUCACCAUCAACACCACCAUCAUCAUCCACCACCAACAUCACCGCACACGCCAGAGGGUUUCGUCAAGCCAAAGCCACCGCCCAGCGAUUAUCAGUAUACGCAGUAUCCGAACAACUAUCAGAUGUAUCCGCCACCGCCGCCACCACCGCAUUCGGCCUACUCCGCCUACGAUGCCUACCAGAACAUGAACUACAACUACGGCUACCAUCAUCAGGCGUAUUCACCCUACGGCAUGUAUCCGCAGCAGACGCCGCCCCCGACGCCGCCUCCGCCCUCGCCCAACUGGAAUGUCUACGGACAUCAUCAGAGCAGCGGAGGUUAUGGUGCAACAGGUGGCGCCUCUGCUGGUGGCACAUUGCUGGCCACACAUGGCGCAGUGCCCUCAGCGGCUGCCACGUUGGUGAAGCCUACGCUGCCCACAGUGUCGCCUCUGCAACAACAGCAGCCACAGCAACAACAGCAGCAGCAACAACAACAGCAGCAGCAGCAACAGUUGCCGGUGACGCCGCCGCAAACCAUAUUGCCGGACUUGAGCAACGGUCAGCUGGCUGUGGAGGCAACAGUCACGCCCACAGCGGUGCCCGAGGUGCCGCCUCCGGGUGGCAAUAGCAACAACAGCAACAGCAGCAAUAGCAACAGCAGCAGCGAUGCCAAUGGCAACACAGCCGCUGCAGCGGCAGCGGCAGCAACAGCUGCUGGCAACACGUCAGCAACCACAACUGUGGCGCCAGCCAGCACCAAUUCGAACAAGAUCGAACCCAUUGGGGAGGUGGCCGAGAUCAAUGAGAACAUCGAGGCAUUUCAGGAUCCCCAAAUGGGAGGCGUGGCCAUUGCGCUCAAUCAUGGCAGCGUGCUGAUCGAGUGUGCCAAGCAUGAGAUGCAUGCAACGACAGCGGUGCGACGUCCGGAUCGCCAUCAGCCGACGCGGAUGACGCUCAUCUUCUAUCAGCAUCGGAAUUUGAAUCGUGCGCGGCACGGCAUCGAUGAGUGGGAGGAGAAGAUGCGGGUGAAGAAGAUCAACACGGACCUCGACAACAAAGCCAAAGAGGAGCGCGAACGUCUGCUGAAGAAGGCCGCCGGCGAGGAUGAUGACGACGAGGAGAUGCACGACGAUCAGUUGGCGACGACGGCGACGUCGGCGACAACGGCGCCAACGUUGCCCAGCAUCAAGAAGGAGACGAAUGGCGGCGCUGUCAAGAAUGGCGCCAGUGGGAGUAAAAAAACGACAAUAGUAAAAAGUCGCAAGCCAACAACAACAACAAUAACAACAACAGCAGCAACAAUAAUAACAACAACAACAACAACAGCAGCGAGCAGCCAAAAAACGAGAAAGUUGCCCUCCACGCACCAACACUAA
Drosophila nasuta is the source of this 9186-nucleotide messenger RNA. It is a transcript of the gene Tet, whose product is annotated as Ten-Eleven Translocation (TET) family protein. Gene Ontology annotation, biological process: chromosomal 5-methylcytosine DNA demethylation, oxidation pathway; positive regulation of transcription by RNA polymerase II. Lineage: Eukaryota; Metazoa; Arthropoda; Insecta; Diptera; Drosophilidae. Gene Ontology annotation, molecular function: DNA 5-methylcytosine dioxygenase activity; zinc ion binding; DNA binding. The record is from RefSeq and is a predicted model, not a curated record. The transcript is spliced from 10 exons. The coding region runs from base 316 to 9186 and encodes 2956 amino acids. Gene Ontology annotation, cellular component: nucleus.